Messenger RNA from Eruca vesicaria subsp. sativa (arugula), 805 nucleotides. Lineage: Eukaryota; Viridiplantae; Streptophyta; Magnoliopsida; Brassicales; Brassicaceae. The record is from the annotation of a GenBank genome assembly.
CAAAAUGAAGGCGGAGCUAAAUUUACCGGCGGGAUUCCGAUUUCACCCCACGGACGAAGAGCUAGUUAAGUUCUAUCUCUGCCGGAGAUGCGCAUCGGAGCCGAUAACCGUUCCGGUCAUCGCCGAGAUUGAUCUUUACAAGUUCAAUCCAUGGGAGCUUCCAGACAAGGCGUUGUACGGAGAGAAAGAAUGGUACUUCUUCUCACACCGAGACAGGAAAUACCCAAACGGUUCACGACCAAACCGGGCAGCAGGAACCGGUUAUUGGAAAGCGACGGGAGCUGAUAAACCGAUCGGUAAACCGAAGACGUUAGGGAUAAAGAAAGCGCUCGUCUUCUACGCAGGGAAAGCUCCGAGAGGUGUGAAGACGAAUUGGAUCAUGCACGAGUAUCGUCUCGCUAAUGUUGACCGGUCUGCUUCUUCGUCGAACAAGAAGAACAACUUGAGACUUGAUGAUUGGGUGUUAUGUCGGAUUUAUAAUAAAAAGGGAACGAUGGAGAAGUAUUAUCCAUCUGAUGAGAAAGAGACGGUGGUGAUGACUAGUGCUACUACGACGUCGGUUUCGAAAUGCUCGAGUCACGUGAUAUCACCGGACGUCACGUGUUCCGAGGUUCAGAGCGAGUCUAAAUGGGUUGAUGAUCUUGAGGAAGCGUUUGAUGGGUUUGACACGUCAAUGUUUGGUUCCUUAUUGCAAAAUGACCCGUUUGUCCCUCAGUUUCUGUAUCAGUCUGAAUACACCACUAUGUUUGAAGACCCGCCGGAGCAGAAACCGUUCUUGAACUGGAGUUUUGCUCCUCAGGGGUAA